AUGGCACAGAAAGCGGCAAUUCAAACCUACCCGCCAAUCCAAUCCGACGAGCAAGUUCUAUACAGCCAUCGCGAUAACAGUAACCACCAAAAGACCAACCCAGCCGACCAAGCCCCUCCUCACCCCACCAGUCACCGCGCAAAACAUGCCCGAUCAGGCCACCAGCUAAUCAGCCCACCACCAAAAAGACAAAAUAACGCAGGAACGUCAAAGCCGACAGAAAGACCCAGGUCCAAGCCCAAGCCACAAUUCCAAAUUCCGCGCAAAACACCCGGCACGCUGCAGCCUGCAGCCUGCACGCUGCACCUGCCCGUGCGCCGAUCGCCGAUCAGGGAGUCCUGCAAAAGCAACCAACCCAAUAACAAGCUCGAACCACCACCACCACCACCACCACCAUCCCCAACACAAAGCCCGUCUGACGUGCCCGUGCAGUACCAACGGCUCCAACGGCAACCUCCCACACAACACCAUUUCCGCCUAACUUUAACCCCCAAGCCCCUCGUAGGAUAUCUCCCGACGAGGAAAGUGCCCAAAGCCCGAUACCCAGAUCCAGACUUGCACGUCCAAUCAGCGCGCUGGUGCCGUGCACGGGGUCUGGAUUUGGGAAUCUGGAUCGGUCCCGAGUGGGUAACCGGCUUUGGGUGGCCGAUGGGAAUUGUGGGUCGAAGAAGGGUUCGAGACUGGAAUUGGUCUGGAACUGGACUGGAUUGGACUGGAACUGGAUGA
Molecule: messenger RNA, 726 nt
Organism: Penicillium nucicola
Lineage: Eukaryota; Fungi; Ascomycota; Eurotiomycetes; Eurotiales; Aspergillaceae
Exons: 1
Coding region: 1-726 (241 amino acids)
Source: RefSeq, a predicted model, not a curated record